Akanthomyces muscarius is the source of this 1314-nucleotide messenger RNA. RefSeq lists its product as uncharacterized. Gene Ontology annotation, molecular function: rRNA binding. The transcript is spliced from 2 exons. The record is from RefSeq and is a predicted model, not a curated record. Lineage: Eukaryota; Fungi; Ascomycota; Sordariomycetes; Hypocreales; Cordycipitaceae. Gene Ontology annotation, biological process: rRNA processing; ribosomal large subunit assembly. Bases 1 to 1314 code for a protein of 437 amino acids. Gene Ontology annotation, cellular component: preribosome, large subunit precursor.
AUGGCCCGCCGCAGAGUAAAGAAGAGAACCCACAUGGGCUUCAACAACCCCGAGUCCAAUAUCCAGGGCCAUGCGACCGCCAAAGACCCCAAGAGCAUGGUCAUUCGCAUUGGUGCUGGCGAGGUCGGUACCAGCGUCAGCCAGCUCGCUACCGAUGUGCGCAAAGUCAUGGAGCCUGGAACGGCGAGCCGACUGAAGGAGCGCAGGGCCAACAAGCUCAAGGACUACCUCGCCAUGUGCGGUCCGCUGGGCGUGACGCAUCUAAUGCUCUUUUCCCGAUCCGAGAGCGGCAACACAAAUCUGCGCGUGGCACUGACACCGCGCGGCCCGACAAUGAACUUUCGCGUGGAUCAAUACUCGCUCUGCAGAGAUGUGCAGAAGAUUCAGAAGCAUCCCAAGGGCAUGGGCAAGGAGUUUCUCACAGCGCCUCUGCUUGUCAUGAAUAAUAUGAGUCGUCCCGACGCCGACAACAACUCCAAAGUACCAAAGCAUCUCGAGUCUCUGGCUACGACCGUCUUCCGAUCCAUGUUUCCUCCCAUCAACCCCCAGGCGACACCGCUCAAGUCGAUUCGCCGAGUCGUCCUCAUCAACCGUGAGCAGUCCGAAGAAGACGACGGCACUUUUGUCCUCAACUUCCGCCACUAUGCCAUCACAACGAGACACACCGGCGUCUCCAAACAGCUGCGCCGCAUCAACGCCGCCGAGAAGCUCGUGACAACCAAGAACUCGCGCCAAGCACACAUGCCCAACCUCAGCAAGCUGCAGGACAUUGCCGACUACAUGGUUGGCCAGGACGGCGAGGGUGGCUACAUGACGGAUGCCACCAGCGGCAGCGAAGCGGAUACCGAUGCCGAAGUCGAGGUCCUCGACGCGGCGCCGCGCAAGGUGCUAUCGACAAAGGCGAGAUUGGCGGCCGAGCACAAUGGCGAGGCAGAGCAGACCGAGGAGGGCACCGUGGAGCGCCGCGCCGUCAAGCUCGUCGAGCUAGGCCCACGCAUGCGCCUACGUCUGACCAAGGUUGAGGACGGGCUGUGCGGCGGCAAGAUCAUGUGGCACGAGUACAUCAACAAGAGCAAGGACGAGGUCAAGGCGCUGGAGAAGCGAUGGCAGAAGCGCCGCCAAGAAAAGGAGGCGCGCAAGAGUGAGCAGAAAGCCAACGUCGACCGCAAAAAGGCCGAGAAGGAGGCGCGCAAGGGCAACAAGGGCGGCGACGACGACGCGGACGAGGACAUGGAGGACUAUAGCGACUUUGACUACGAGGCUGGUGAUGCCCAGGGCGGCGCGGGAGAGUGGGAGGACGAGGAUGACGAGUAG